Molecule: messenger RNA, 2439 nt
Organism: Cercocebus atys (sooty mangabey)
Lineage: Eukaryota; Metazoa; Chordata; Mammalia; Primates; Cercopithecidae
Gene: PLXDC1
Product: plexin domain containing 1
Exons: 14
Coding region: 224-1726 (500 amino acids)
Source: RefSeq, a predicted model, not a curated record
GCGGCCCCCCCCGCUCCCCGCCUGCUCCCGGAGGCCACAGCCUCCCGCUCCGCUCGCUCUCUCGCCGCUCCUGCCGGCUGGCCCGGCCCCGCGCUCCGCUGUCUCCUCACCGCCCGCGCCUCCGCCAGCCCCGGGGACCGCGCGGCCGGAGCCGGAGCCAGGGCCCCCUCCCUCGUCAGGGCCGGGGCAGCGAGCAGGCCGGGGGCAGGUCCGGGCACCCACCAUGCGGGGCGAGCUCUGGCUCCUGGUGCUGGUGUUCAGGGAGGCUGCCCGGGCGCUGAGCCCCCAGCCCGGAGCAGGUCACGAUGAGGGCCCAGGCUCUGGAUGGGCUGCCAAGGGGAUCGUACGGGGCUGGAACCGGAGAGCCCGAGAGAGCCCUGGGCAGGUGUCAGAGCCGGACAGGACCCAGCUGAGCCAGGACCUGGGUGGGGGCACCCUGGCCAUGGACACGCUGCCAGAUAACAGGACCAGGGUGGUGGAGGACAACCACAGUUAUUAUGUGUCCCGUCUCUAUGGCCCCAGUGAGCCCCGCAGCCGGCAACUGUGGGUAGAUGUGGCCGAGGCCAACCGGAGCCAAGUGAAGAUCCACACAAUACUCUCCAACACCCACCGGCAGGCUUCGAGAGUGGUCUUGUCCUUUGAUUUCCCUUUCUACGGGCAUCUUCUGCGGCAGAUCACCAUAGCAACUGGAGGCUUCAUCUUCAUGGGGGAUGUGAUCCAUCGGAUGCUCACAGCUACUCAGUAUGUGGCGCCCCUGAUGGCCAACUUCAACCCUGGCUACUCCGACAACUCCACAGUUGUGUACUUUGACAAUGGGACAGUCUUUGUGGUUCAGUGGGACCAUGUCUAUCUCCAAGGCUGGGAAGACAGGGGCAGUUUCACCUUCCAGGCAGCUCUGCACCGUGACGGCCGCAUUGUCUUCGGCUAUAAAGAGAUCCCUAUGUCUGUCCCGGAAAUCAGCUCCUCCCAGCAUCCUGUCAAAACCGGCCUAUCGGACGCCUUCAUGAUUCUCAAUCCAUCCCCGGAUGUGCCAGAAUCUCGGCGAAGGAGCAUCUUUGAAUACCACCGCAUAGAGCUGGACCCCAGCAAGAUCACCAGCAUGUCGGCCGUGGAGUUCACCCCAUUGCCGACCUGCCUACAGCAUAGGAGCUGUGACGCCUGCCUGUCCUCGGACCUGUCCUUCAACUGCAGCUGGUGCCAUGUCCUCCAGAGAUGCUCCAGUGGCUUUGACCGCUAUCGCCAGGAAUGGAUGGACUAUGGCUGUGCACAGGAGGCAGAGGGCAGGACGUGCGAGGACUUCCAGGAUGAGUACCACAACUCAGCCUCCCCUGACACUCCCUUCAGCCCCUAUGAUGGAGACCUCACCACUACCUCCUCCUCCCUCUUCAUCGACAGCCUCACCACAGAAGAUGACACCAAGUCGAAUCCCUAUGCAGGAGGAGAUGGCCUUCAGAACAACCUGUCCCCCAAGACAAAGGGCACCCCUGUGCACCUGGGCACCAUCGUGGGCAUUGUGCUGGCAGUCCUCCUCGUGGCGGCCAUCAUCCUGGCUGGAAUUUACAUCAAUGGCCACCCCACAUCCAACGCUGCGCUCUUCUUCAUCGAGCGUAGACCUCACCACUGGCCAGCCAUGAAGUUUCGCAGCCACCCCGACCAUUCCACCUAUGCAGAGGUGGAGCCCUCGGGCCAUGAGAAGGAGGGCUUCAUGGAGGCUGAGCAGUGCUGAGAACACCAGGUCUCCCUUGUGAAGACUCUGAGACCACAGAAAAGACAGUUAAAGCAAAGAAGAAAAAUGACUUUUCCUGGCCUUUCCCAGCAUGCCCUGGGCUGAGAUGAGAUGGUGGUUUAUGGCUCCAGAGCUGCUGCUCGCUUCGUCAGCACGCCCCGGAUGUUGAAGAGGGGGCCAAAAAACAACCACAUGGAUUUUUUAUAGGAACAAUAAUCUAAUCUCAUCCUGUUUUGAUGCAAGGGUUCUCUUCUGGGUAUUGUAACCAUGAAACAGCAGAAGAACUAACAUAACUAACUCCAUUUUUGUUUAAGGGGCCUUUACCUAUUCCUGCACCUAGGCUAGGAUAACUUUAGAGCACUGAGAUAAAACGCAAAAACAGCAACCAUGCCAUUUGCAAAACUAACUCUGGGAUUAAAGGGGAAGCAUGUAAACAGCUAACUAUUUUUGUUAAAGAUUUAUAGGAACGAGGAGGAGGUUUGGCUGUUGUCACAUGAGAGACUGUUAGCCAACGACAAGGAAGUUCCGCAAACCUUCCCUGGACCCUUGCUGGUGUCCAGAUGUCUGCGGUUGUCAGCCCCUUCCUUUCCCCCGACCUAAACAGAAAAGACAAGGCAAAACCCACAUAAUUUUAAGACAGUUCUUUAGGACAUUAGUCCACCAUCUUCUUGGUUUGCUGGCUCUCCGAAAUAAAAUACCUUUCCUUGCUCCAA